Messenger RNA from Sitodiplosis mosellana (orange wheat blossom midge), 649 nucleotides. RefSeq lists its product as uncharacterized. NCBI's taxonomy places the organism in Eukaryota, Metazoa, Arthropoda, Insecta, Diptera, Cecidomyiidae. The record is from RefSeq and is a predicted model, not a curated record. The transcript is spliced from 3 exons. Bases 26 to 649 code for a protein of 207 amino acids.
GCUCUAAACAGGUUGUUGGUUAAAAAUGAAAAUCGUUGUGUUCAUUUGCAUAUUGGUCACAAGUUUCAAUACAGUGAAUUCUGUAGCAAGAUGCCCAAAAAGUAAUACCAUUGGAUAUUUUCCGAAGUGUGAUUGCGAAGGAGAAAACAUUGGCUACAAUUUCGAAGCUAGAAAAUGUCAGUUAAUGUGUCCAUCUAUGAGUGAAGGUGUACUUCCGAAUUGUACUUGUCGCUAUGGUGGAAUUUAUGAUAAUGUGACCAACUCAUGCCCAAAUCCGAAAUGCCCGAAGAACACAACAAUUGAAUCAAUUUAUCCAAAUUGCAAGUGCACGGGAAGCAACUACGAGUACAAUGAGUAUCUCAAUGAAUGCUAUCUCGUUUGUCCUGAAGAGAGCACUGGACAUUUUCCCGAAUGUAAGUGUCACGAUGAACUCAAGGGCUUUAAUAAAGAAUUGUUUCAAUGCAUGCAAUGCCCUGAAGAAAGCACUGUAGAUAGUCUUUAUCCGAACUGCAAAGCCGAGAACCAAAAUGCAACUUACAAUCCACUCUUCAAUGAGUUUAGAGUAUGUCAUCCAGGUUCAAAUGGAAAGUAUCCACAUUGCACGUGCGAAAAUGGAAACGGUACGAUCACGUUAAAUAUACUUACAUAG